AUGACUCAUGAUCUUAUCAACUUUGACGACGACAGCGUCUCUCUCGAGGGCACCGCCAACGCUCUCAUCGGCAAGAUGGCGCUCACUGAUAAGCGCGCGAAGCCACCUCACCGGGAUAGCUUCUCAGAUCUUGCAAAUCUAAUGAGAGCUAAGAAGCUGUACACCCCUCUACCGACGCCUGCGCCACCCUCGCCGUCGCUCAACGUCGCGCCCAAUGGCCCUCAUAUCUCCAGCCGUAUCCAGCCUGGCUCCAGUAUCCUUUCUCCGUUGGCGCGGUCAUUCCAACCCCCCGAAUCUGUCGCUUCAUUUCUCCAGGAGCAAGAGCUGGCGGCACUAGCACCGGCACUUGUCACUUCCGAGCCCAUCCCAGAGUACCGUACAGAGAAUAUGAGGAUCUUCGAGAACAUGACUCAGGCGAUUAUCAACUACAACAGCGACGACGAUAGCGAAUGCGAUCAUCGUCGUUGUAAGCGUUCCCCAUCGCCACCGUAUAGGGAGCCACUCCUAAUCUCAGGCCUCGAGCUACCUGCCGGUAUAGGACCCAUUCAACCACCAACCCCCACUGAGUCCCUCCAUACAUCACCAAGCGGCUUUCGAUCCGACCAAGAAGCAGUUGUACGAGUGACUAAGCAGACCUGGGAUGCCUUGGGCAAGGAGCUGAACACCACUAUGCAGCAGAAAUUGGAGCUAGAGAACCAGUUGUCGAUUCUCGAAAUAAAUAAUGCAGCUCUUCGGGACGUUGAAUAUGACAUCGGCGUACGGCUAGGCAAGCUCAGGUACCAGAACGAAGCUAACAAGGCUCAAAAGGCAGCAAUGGGUCGGUCUUUGUCUGAGAAGGAGGUGGAGAUCAAGACGCAGCAGCUUGAGAUUGACGAGCUGGUCGGACGGAUCAAGACGAAGCAGAUCGAGGUUGACAGGGCGGUCAGACAGCUGGCAGGAGCAAAGGCUAAAUUUGAGGAGUUGAACCUUGACACUAGCUCCGGCGACCUCACCUAUCUCCGCAACAUGAAACAUGAUCGCGCUCUUUCUGACCUGGCUGCAACUAAAGACCGCGAACUGGAAGACCUCAAGCAGAAGAUCAAGGAGAAUGACUGUACCAUCGAAAAAUUGACAAGCGAGCGAGACAAGGUAUUCCGCGCCCAGGCAAACUCGGAUGAUCAUUUCAACCGAGCCCGUGACCUAGCCGACGCCCUAGCGCAGCGCGAAAAGCUUGUAACCGGUCUACGCCACCAGCUGGUGGUAGAACAGCUCAAAGUCACCGAAUUAGAGGACGAUCUUGAGGUCAUCAAGGCAAAGAACAACCAGCCAGACAUUGACGACAUUAAGAGCAAGCUCCGUGAGAAGACCAGUGUUUGCGAUCGCCAGCGGAACGAACUCAAAAUGGUCAAGGCGCAACUCAGUCAAAGCCAAAGCCGUUUGAUGAAGAUCACCAACCAUGGCGAGUCUCUUCAUGGUGCUGCGCAUGUAGUCAAGCCUGCCGAGACCAGCAAGCUUCCGAAGUUGGUGAUCUCUUGCGUCGAGUGCUACAACAAGAACUUGCCGUGUGAUAACGGUGCUAAGUGCCGCAACUGCAUAGAGAACAACACCCCUUGCGCGCGCUGGAGGUGCUCUCUAAAGCACAAGUACGGCGAUUGUCCUCUCACACCCUGCCCGCUCUCACACGACUCUCAAGGCUGGCUCGUGCUGCGAGCAGAGCGUCCCGAGUGGUAG
Alternaria atra is the source of this 1710-nucleotide messenger RNA. RefSeq lists its product as uncharacterized. The record is from RefSeq and is a predicted model, not a curated record. The transcript has 3 exons. The coding region runs from base 1 to 1710 and encodes 569 amino acids. Lineage: Eukaryota; Fungi; Ascomycota; Dothideomycetes; Pleosporales; Pleosporaceae.